Messenger RNA from Rhopilema esculentum, 1686 nucleotides. RefSeq lists its product as uncharacterized. The record is from RefSeq and is a predicted model, not a curated record. Lineage: Eukaryota; Metazoa; Cnidaria; Scyphozoa; Rhizostomeae; Rhizostomatidae.
CAACAUAAGUAUAAAAUGCUUAAAAGACUGUGGCUUUUAGGCAGAUGAUGUUUACCGAAGACUCUAUCCAUCGAGGUCUGCUCGAAGGCAGGACAGAUGAUAUUCAUCAAAGAUGGGAAAAUGUGUACUACAGAUGGAAUGACAUUUAUUUCAACUCUGCAAGCAUUCAGAACAGGAUGGCUGCACGAAUGGAAACAGGUGUCAUGUGUAUUAUGGAAAAAUCUGAAUUUCAGAGAAGUUCACCAAAUGGUUGGCGAGAUGUUGGUGGCAAACGAUCCAAUGUGGAUGACGAAUUCACUGUUUUGGUGAAUGACGACGAUUUUCAAGGAACAGACACAACUUUUGUAUUGAACAGUAGAGAAGACCUUGCAGCUGCACAAGAUACUAUAAUGCGAAGGCCUCUGUUUACUACAGCCAAAUGCCAGAAACCUUAUGACGACACAACAGACCCAGAAAGCAAUGUGUCAUAUUUAAGGCACGAGUAUAUUGUUCUUGUCAACACCGGAAACGCUGAAAUUAAUGGAAUGCUUAAUAGAGCCUUUUCUAUAGCAGAGCAGCUGUUAGACGAGGGAAAAAAUUUCAGAAUAACGAUAUCUUUCAGCGAGUCUGUGAAAGUAUAUUACAAUGCCAAUGUGCAUGCUUCUGGUGAAGAUAACCGACUUACGCAAGUUUGGGGUUGCGAUAUAUUCCUAACUCAUGGUGUUGGUGCUCCGAAUUGGGCUGAUACUAACUUCACUUGCCAAACUACACCGCAAAUCGCCUGCUGGAUUGUUUGCUUCCCUUUGUGUUUGUUUACGGGUGUACCAUACUUGUGCUAUAAAAAGUGUCUGAAGGGAGUUAAAGAAGAGAAAGUAGUCCAGGUUAUGCCAUUGACUGUACACAAAGGUCCCUUCAAAGUUGGAUACAACUUGCUGUCUUUACUGUUCAGUCCAUCAACCAACCAAUAGAAUUGCAUCGUUGACGAUCUUUUAUCAGCUGGCUGGCUUCAUUUUAAGCUGCGGAUUCGAACUUUGUAUACUCCUCAUUUGCUUACGAAAGUUGAAUAUACUUUGUUUUACGAAGAUUUUUGCAAAGCAUAUCGAAGAAGCAUAUAAGAAGUGUAACUGAUUGUGUAGUAAAAAGUAUAAAUUUUAGCUCGCUUUAUUACUUAUUACCUUUUCCAGUAGGAAAACGUCCUUUCUUCCUCUUUUUACCUAAAGAUUUAUUCGAUUAUCAGUUCUUUCUGGCCUACAACUAAACACGUGGUAUUUAAGAAUUGCAACUACAAUUUACAAUACCCAACCUCGUUUCAAGAAUAACACAUCCGCAAUGCAUUAAUUGAUAAGCAGUAUCAGUACCAAAGGCAAUAACAGCGAUUAUAAAGCUGUGAUUUCCAUAAACGACCUAAAUUUGGUAUUCAAGUUAGCAUUAAAGUUGCCAUCUUGUCAAUGUGUACAGCAGGAAUGUAAAUACAAAUUUUCCUGCCCAUUGACAAAAACUCUUUACCUCGUUUGUGAGACAGAAACUGAAGCAAAUUUUUAGGUUUAUUUUCAGAAGAAUUUCAUUAUUUUUCUCGUUAUAAAAGUCAUUUACUUUUCUGUGCACGCGAUAUUUUAUUUAUAUUUUAUCAAUGUUUAUUUUAGUAAACAAACCGCCAAAUAAUAUUGGGAUUUUGGAUGUAGUAUUUUGAUAAAAUUGUCAAUGGAG